AUGACUGAAGAUUCUGAAGUUAUUACAGUUACUACUACUGAAGGUAAUAAGGUUGAUUUUGCUGCAAAAAUAGGUAGACUUGAUCUAAUUAAAAUAUUAAUUCAAAUAGGAGAAAAAGGGACAGAAAAAGCAAUUGAUUUUGCUUUAAAAAAUAGUAACCAUAAAGUACUUGAAUAUUUACAUUCGUUAGGAUAUAAAGGUACAGAUUGGGCAAUUGUUACUGCUGUAAAAAAUGGUGACAUUAAAGUACAUAAAUAUCUAUAUUUAUUAAAAUAUAAUGUAAUUAAUUCUGCAAUAAUAGAUGGCCGUCUUGAUGUACUAAAAUAUUUACAUUCGUUAGGAUAUAGAGGAACAGAAGAUACAAUUUUUGAUGCAGCAAGUAAUCUUGAAAUAUUAAAAUAUUUACAUUCUAUAGGAUAUAAGAAGUCUAAAUGGGUAUUUGAUUUUGCUGCAGAAAAAGGUCACCUUGAAGUACUUGAAUAUUUACAUUCAAUAGGAUAUAGAGGAACAGAACAUACAAUUACUUGUGCUGUAGGAAAUGGUCACCUUGAAGUACUAAAAUAUUUACAUUCUAUAGGAUAUAGAGGAACAGAACAUACAAUUGAUUUAGCUGCAGAAAAUGGUCACCUUGAAGUACUAAAAUAUUUACAUUCUAUAGGAUAUAGAGGAACAGAACAUACAAUUGAUUUAGCUGCAGAAAAAGGUUACAUUGAAGUACUAAAAUAUUUAGAUUCGUUAGGAUAUAAAGGUACAGAUUGGGCAAUUAAAUAUGCUGCAGAAAAAGGUCACCUUGAAGUAAUUAAAUAUUUACAUUCUAUAGGAUAUAUAGGAACAAAAUAUGCAAUUAAUCAUGCUGCAGGAAAUGGUCACCUUGAAGUACUAAAAUAUUUAGAUUCGUUAGGAUAUAAAGGUACAUUUUAUGCAAUUUCAACUGCUGCUCAAAAUGGUUACCUUGAAGUACUUGAAUAUUUAAAUUCUAUAGGAUAA
This is a messenger RNA of Hydra vulgaris (swiftwater hydra), 987 nucleotides long. Lineage: Eukaryota; Metazoa; Cnidaria; Hydrozoa; Anthoathecata; Hydridae. The record is from RefSeq and is a predicted model, not a curated record.